This is a messenger RNA of Owenia fusiformis, 2054 nucleotides long. The record is from the annotation of a GenBank genome assembly. NCBI's taxonomy places the organism in Eukaryota, Metazoa, Annelida, Polychaeta, Sabellida, Oweniidae.
CAAAGAUGGCUGCGCCCAUGACUGGUUUUCACCAAAUAAGAAAAGAUCUUACAAAAGACAUUGCAGCAUGCCUGGAAACUGGAUCCAUAGAUGGCUUAGUGGCAGUAUUCCCAAAGAUUGACGCAAGUGAGCCUGAAAAGAAAAAUGUUGUUGAUCAAUGUUUCAAAGAUGCCCUCAAACAGCAAAUUCAUGAUAAAGCUGAGGCUGAUGUCUAUAUUAACACAGUGCAGUUGGGUCUUAAUGCAGCAAAAAAUGAUAUGUCGCUGACCUCAACGCCAUUUGUGAUGCUGAUGGAUGCAUUUGACACUCUCACGCUAGAUGUUUGUCAACAAGUAUUUGUCUUUGUCGAAGAAAAUGUCACAACUUGGAAAUCUACUCAGUUAUACAAUGCUGGAAAGAACUAUCUGCUCAGAAUGUGCAAUGAUCUGCUACGAAGACUCUCUAAGUCUCAAAACACUGUGUUCUGUGGGCGUAUUCAAUUAUUUCUCGCUCAACUGUUCCCGCUAGAUGAGAAAUCUGGUCUGAAUCUCACCAGUCAAUUUAAUCUGGAGAAUGUUACAAUGUACAGCCAUAGUGCUGAGGACUCUAUACUAUCAAAGGAUGACAAGAAACUUAAAGAUGGGGAAGAACCCAUGGAAGAAGGGGAGAUGUCUGAUCUAGAACGUUCCAUCCCUAUUGACUACAACUUGUACAAGAAAUUCUGGUCGCUACAAGACUAUUUCAGAAAACCUACCCAGUGUUAUGAGAAAGUUGCAUGGCUCACUUUCACAAAGAAUGCCAAGGAGUGCUUGCAGACCUUCCAAAGUUCCAAACUUGAUGAUCUCAAAUUGUCCAAGAAGAAACAAUCAAAACAACUGCAAGAAAAACAAAACAAGUCAACCAAACACCAAGCUUACUUUGCCAAAUAUCUCACCAGUGAAAAACUCUUAGACCUCCAGCUAAGUGAUAGUAACUUCAGAAGAUAUGUCCUGGUGCAAUUCCUUAUACUUUUCCAGUACCUCAAUGCACAGGUGAAGUUUAAGAGUGCUGCUCUGACAUUAUCAGAUGACCAGCAGACAUGGAUCAAAGAAAACACAGAGAAGAUCUACCAAUUGCUGAAGGAAACACCACCAGAUGGCGACAAGUUUGCUGCCAAUAUUCAGCACGUCUUCAAGAGAGAGGAAAACUGGAACACUUGGAAAAAUGAAGGAUGUCCAAGUUUUGUUAAAAAUCCACCAAGUGAGGCAGAUGUAAAAAAGUUGCAAAGACCCAAGAAGCGCAGUAUAGGAGAUGACCUCAAGGCCAGUGGUGGUAAGAUCAUCAAAAUGGGCAGUGCAGAGCUGACAAGACUGUGGAAUUUACAGCCAGAUAACAUGGAAGCCUGCAAGUCAGAAAAGCGGCUGUUCCUGCCCUCAUUAGAAACAUUCUUCGCUGAUGCCAUUGAACAGUGUGAUCCUGAGGCAAUGGUGGAGGAUGAGUACAAAUUGGUUAGGAAACAAAAUUACGCCUGGAAAUCAAUUCGCCUGCUUGCACGGAAAAGUCCUCACUUUUUCUCAUCAGCAUCUGCGAUGUUGAAAGCUCUACCCACGUAUCUGGAGGGAAUUCUUGCCAAAAUGGCCAAGGAGAUGCCUGGAUUCCAAGAGGCUGCCAGUAAUGGAGCACCAGGUGUGAAAGCUGAAGAUGAAAGCAACAUUGAGGAUAUAGCACCUGAAGACAAUGAUAUUCAACAAGAGGAGACAGCUGUAAAGGAGGAAGCCUCAGAGAAAGUAACUGAAGAGCUUGCCCAGAAGAUAGCAGAGAGACUGGGGACAGAUUGGAAACCUCUAGCUACAGAACUGAACAUCGCUGAGGAAAAUCUAGAUUCGCUCUCUAAAGACUCCCCAGAUGUGAAGAAUAGAUGUAUUGAUUGUAUCUCUCUUUGGAUUGAGUUGGAGGGUGAAAGAGCGACGCGUUCAGCAUUAUUCUCAGCUCUAAAAGAGAUAGGCCAAUGUGACAGCCCUUCCAGUUACAGGUGUCACAUUAACAUUAGUGUGACAGCCCUUCCAGUAACAAGUGUCACAUUAACAUUAGUGUGA